AACCGCACGAUCUAGGGCGACAAACAUAUAAUCCUCGUCCAUAAUCUCUUCAACACCUGUACCGCCCCAGAGCACAGAGCAAUAUCCGGAACCGGGUAACACGGCAACCCAGAAAAGCGGAAAAUGGUUCAACGGCUGACAUACAGGAAACGGCAUAGCUAUGCCACCAAAUCCAAUCAGCAUCGGAUCGUCAAAACCCCCGGAGGGAAGUUAGUGUACCAGAGCACUAAGAAGAGAGCUAGUGGCCCUAAAUGCCCUGUUACUGGCAAGAGAAUCCAAGGGAUACCUCAUUUGAGACCUGCUCAGUACAAGAGGUCUAGAUUGUCCCGAAAUCGGAGGACUGUGAACCGUGCAUAUGGUGGAGUGUUGUCCAGUGGUGCUGUAAGGGAAAGAAUUAUUAGAGCUUUCUUGGUUGAAGAGCAAAAGAUUGUGAAGAAGGUUUUGAAGAUUCAAAAGGCCAAGGAAAAGCUGGCUACCAAGAGCUGAGUUCUGAUAUAAUUUUGGUCCUUGAUACAUACAACUAGUUGAGGAAUCACUGAAAUGUAAUUUUGAGGUUUUCAAGCUAGGUAUCUUUAUUUUUAUGGAAUUCUUGGAAAUGUUACUUUUGUUUUCAUUGUUCUACUAAAUGUUGGGAGCUUUUGUUUCUGGCGAUUUUUUAUGAUUUUGAAAUUCAUUUUGGAUUUGCUUCGA
Olea europaea var. sylvestris is the source of this 690-nucleotide messenger RNA. Its product is annotated as 60S ribosomal protein L34-like. Bases 124 to 486 code for a protein of 120 amino acids. NCBI's taxonomy places the organism in Eukaryota, Viridiplantae, Streptophyta, Magnoliopsida, Lamiales, Oleaceae. Gene Ontology annotation, molecular function: structural constituent of ribosome. The transcript is spliced from 4 exons. Gene Ontology annotation, cellular component: cytosolic large ribosomal subunit; ribosome. Gene Ontology annotation, biological process: ribosome biogenesis; translation. The record is from RefSeq and is a predicted model, not a curated record.